Suillus paluster is the source of this 210-nucleotide messenger RNA. RefSeq lists its product as uncharacterized. The record is from RefSeq and is a predicted model, not a curated record. The coding region runs from base 1 to 210 and encodes 69 amino acids. NCBI's taxonomy places the organism in Eukaryota, Fungi, Basidiomycota, Agaricomycetes, Boletales, Suillaceae. The transcript has a single exon.
AUGGACGAUAUAGCCCAUUCUCCAGUUCAUCUGCAGGCCGUUUCAUCAGCCCCAGUCUCCUCCAGACACGCCCUUUCUCGUGUCAAAGGAUUCCUGGACGAUUUUCAAGCCCGCAGUACACCCUCCAAGGGUAGUGAUACUUCAAUCACUGCCCAACUUCAGAAACUGAGCAAAGCGCUCGAACAGGAGUGCAUCCGACAAUCAAAAUGA